CCACGACACUCACUAGGCUAAUUUCAUUAAAGAGUUCUCUUUUUAUAGUUGUUGACUUUAAACUCUUUUUUUUUUUUUAAUGGAAAGGAAUUCCUCUAGUAAUUUAAAAAGAAAGUUCAACUUUUUAAACUAAAGAUUGAAACUUUGUAUGAAAAUGCUUAGAUAGAAUCGUAGAAAUACAACAAAACUAACCAAUCAAGAGUGGGGCAGCCGGCAGAAGAACAAGAAACAUCUUAAGAUUACGGCAGAGGAUCCACACUCCCCAACUGCCAACGACCCCAUCUUCUCAACCCCACACCACACUUAAAUGUGUCAGCCACGUUUUAACUUUUUUAGCAAAACUCUUAACUGUAAACCUUUAUUUUAAAUCAAUAAAUAAAAAUUAACCCAAUUAAUGUGAUCCCUCACAAAUACGUCUCUCUACUCUUUCACAAUCCAAACUUUAAACUAUUGCUUAACAUUGGUUAUGGCUAUGGCUAUGGCUUCCUCCACUUUUCUAUGUGUUUCUCUUUUGGUCUUUCUUCAUCUCCAACCAGCAGCUCCUUCUUCCGUUGGGGACCUUUUAUCUCCUAUUCUCGCGCCUGUCUUCGAUGAUAUCUGCAAACCAGUGCAAUGUGGCAAAGGCACUUGUAAGGCUUCAAGUGACACUACUUUCUUGUUUGAAUGUGUUUGUCAACCUGGGUGGAAGCAGACUACUUCUAACCAAACUGAUCACCUCAAAUUUCUCCCUUGUGUCAUUCCCGAUUGUACCAUGGACUACUCUUGCACUAAAGCACCUUCUGUUAAAGACAAAGCAACCAAACCAGAUGAUACAGUUUUCGAUCCAUGCCGAUGGAGCGAAUGUAGAGCUGGUUCCUGCAAUGCAACUUCAGCUUUCACUUACGAUUGCAAAUGUCCAGCCGGUUAUUCGAAUCUUUUGAACAUCUCUAGUUUCCCCUGCUUCCAAUCAUGUGAACUUGGAAUGGACUGCUCAAACCUCGGGUUAUUCCCAACAAAUAAUUCUUCUCCUUCGACGCCAUCAGCCGCUGACAAUAGCAAGAAUCAAGCUAGCUCAAUUUCUCAAGGACAUUCUCUUUGGUUAAUAAUCACAAUGGUGUUCGUUUCAAUGAUUAUGUCGAAUCACAACUAGUAAUGCACUGAGGAUUCUGGAGCCUAUUCUGCAUAGCUUAUGUACAAAUUUCUUAUAGGUGCAUCAGUGCAUACUUUUGAUUAUCCACUCCACACAAUCACAUCUUUAUGAUUGAUUUUUGGUUAGCUAUUACGACUUAAUGAUAAAUUAUCAGUAUUUUAUAAAUAAGUGGAUACAGAAGGAGAGGUUAUGUUUGGCUGAGCCCUUUUUUCCUGAGAUAUUCAGUCAAAUAUGUUAUUUGUUAAUAUGAAAAUGAAGAUAUCUUGCUCUA
Molecule: messenger RNA, 1400 nt
Organism: Cannabis sativa
Lineage: Eukaryota; Viridiplantae; Streptophyta; Magnoliopsida; Rosales; Cannabaceae
Exons: 6
Coding region: 467-1129 (220 amino acids)
Source: RefSeq, a predicted model, not a curated record